Molecule: messenger RNA, 2336 nt
Organism: Phragmites australis (common reed)
Lineage: Eukaryota; Viridiplantae; Streptophyta; Magnoliopsida; Poales; Poaceae
Product: probable sphingolipid transporter spinster homolog 2
Exons: 16
Coding region: 261-2123 (620 amino acids)
Biological process (GO): transmembrane transport
Cellular component (GO): membrane
Molecular function (GO): transmembrane transporter activity
Source: RefSeq, a predicted model, not a curated record
UCCCGGGCCCCCACGGCCCCGUUGCCCGCCCCGGCCGCCUCCUCCUCCACCUCAUCUCCGCUGUGAAUUUUUUCCGGCUCGCACCGAAUAUUCAGGUGCCCAACCGCGGUUAAAACUUAAAACCCACCCGCCGCACCAUAUUAUCCGUUCUCGUUAGACCCGUAAGAUAUUUUGGAAUCCUGGCUGUGCACGAGACGAUUUCCGUGCGGUAACCGAUAUUCCGAUACCAGCAGCGAAGUCAAAUCCGCGCAUAAAAUUUUAUGGGCGGAUCACCCGCUGCCGCCCAGGACGCGAGCGACGACUCCCGGGUGGUGGUGGUUGAGGCGGGAUCCCCCGUCGAGUCCGCCUCCGAUCCCGCCCCUCCUCCGCCGCCUCCCCCUGCUGCAGCAUCACCGGCGGCGGAGGACAAGCCGGAGUUGUCGGCGGCGGCUCCGGCCGAGGCGGCGCCGGUGGAGCCUAAGCAGGAGGCGACGGCUCCGGCUGAAGCGGCGCCGGUGGACGCUAAGCAGGCGGCGGCGGUAGCAGCAGCAGCAAGGGUGCAGGCCAUGGCGGUCACCGUGGCGCGGGACGUUGAGACGGGCAUGGACGCGAGCACCAGCGACCGGGGUGGCGGCGGCGCCGGGGAGAAGCCAUCCUGGUUCACACCUAAGAGAUUGCUUGUCAUGUUCUGCAUCAUAAACAUGCUAAAUUAUGUUGAUCGAGGAACAAUAGCAAGUAAUGGUGUCAAUGGUAGCCGCAAAACUUGUUCUGGUGGCACAUGCACCUCAGGCUCUGGAAUUCAGGGGGACUUCAAUCUUAAUAAUUUUGAAGAUGGUGUGUUGUCCUCAGCAUUUAUGGUUGGAUUGUUGGUGGCUUCACCAAUAUUUGCAUCCCUGGCUAAAAUACACAAUCCUUUCAGGCUUAUUGGUGUCGGAUUGUUAGUAUGGACUAUCGCAACAGCUGGUUGUGGGUGUUCAUUUGAUUUCUGGUCAAUUACUAUAUGCCGCAUGUUAGUUGGUGUUGGUGAAGCUUCAUUUAUAAGCCUCGCAGCUCCAUUCAUUGAUGACAAUGCACCGGCAGCUCAGAAAACAGCAUGGCUUGCUAUGUUCUACAUGUGUAUACCAACUGGGAUAGCAUUAGGCUAUGUUUACGGUGGGCUGGUUGGAAAUAAUCUGCACUGGCGUGCUGCUUUCUGGGGAGAGUCAAUUUUGAUGGUUCCUUUUGUUAUUCUAGGCUUUGUAAUAAAGCCACUAGAGCUCAAAGGAUUUGCUCAGACCACAAGAAAAGAGUAUGGCCCGAUGCUUAAUCUUGAGGUUCAAGAUGAGACAAAUAAUAAUGGGAUAAAGCAUGUUAUGCCUGGUGGAACUGAGGACCUUGCAAAAAAGCUUCCACAGAAGUUUUCCUUCUCCAGUUUUGGCAAGAGAGUGAUGACUGAAAUUGGUCACUUCGGCAAAGAUAUGAAAGAACUGCUACAAGAGAAGGUCUAUGUCAUCAAUGUCUUAGGCUACAUCUCCUACAACUUUGUCAUUGGUGCUUAUUCCUACUGGGGCCCAAAGGCAGGCCAAGACAUCUACAAUAUGGCAAGCGCGGAUCUAAUGUUUGGGGGAAUAACUAUAGUGUGUGGAAUCUUUGGAACUCUAGCAGGAGGUUUCAUCCUUGACAAGAUAGACUCUACAAUAUCUAAUGCUUUCAAGCUUCUUUCUGGCGCAACAUUUCUAGGGGCGAUAUUCUGUUUUGGCGCAUUUUGUUUCAAGAGCCUUUAUGGAUUCAUACCCUUCUUUUCAGUUGGGGAACUUUUGGUUUUUGCAACUCAGGCACCAGUAAAUUUUGUAUGCCUUCAUUGUGUGAAGCCAAGUUUGCGGCCAUUAUCAAUGGCCAUGUCCACUGUUUCAAUCCAUAUAUUUGGUGACGUGCCUUCUUCACCUCUUGUUGGACUUCUUCAGGACAAAAUCAAUAACUGGAGGGUGACGGCUCUUACAUUGACUUCUAUCCUAUUCAUUGCAGCUGUAUUUUGGUUUGUUGGCAUAUUUGUCCAUAGUGUUGAUCGUUUCAACGAACAGAGCGAGCAUGGUCUUCCUGAUGCCGAUAGAUCAAAUCUCAGGCCACUGCUUGAUGAAAACGAUGAGACACGGGCAUCCGAAUGAUCAGUAAAAGUUUCGAGUGCGAUUUUUUUUUUCUUGGAGGAUAAUCUUAGCCAGAUUAUUUCCCUUGUGCCAGCAUGUGAAAUGUAAAUUUACAUAUAGAAGGUACGUUGCUUUGCAAUAUUUUUUUUUAUUUUUGUGUACAGACUACAGAAACAGGCAAGAGAAUGCCAGAAUUUCUUUUACUAGUUUAAAACAUUUCACAUGCGAAGCAAA